Molecule: messenger RNA, 8268 nt
Organism: Haliotis rufescens (red abalone)
Lineage: Eukaryota; Metazoa; Mollusca; Gastropoda; Lepetellida; Haliotidae
Product: growth factor receptor-bound protein 2-like
Exons: 5
Coding region: 40-681 (213 amino acids)
Molecular function (GO): protein binding
Source: RefSeq, a predicted model, not a curated record
GAAGAAUUGAUCACUACCCACAAGCCUCUAUGUUUCAACAUGGAAGCAUGUGCGAGGCACGACUUUACACAAACAGCUGAUGACGAAUUAAGUUUUAAGAAAGGAACCAUAUUAAAGAUAUUGAGAACCGAUGAAGACAAGAACUGGUACAAAGCUGAACAAGAUGGAAAGGAAGGAUACAUACCAAAUAAUUAUGUAGAACUAAAGCCACAUCCGUGGUAUGUUGGUUCUAUAUCACGGAUGAAGGCGGAGGAGAUGCUACUGAAUGGGAACCAUCAGGACGGGGCCUUCCUUGUACGGAACAGUGAGAGCACGCCGGGGGAGUUCUCUAUAUCAGUCAAAUAUCAAAAUGGUGUCCAGCAUUUUAAAGUAUUACGAGAUGGAAAUGGCAAGUACUUCCUUUGGGUGGUGAAGUUUAAUUCCCUGAACGAACUCAUUGAGUACCAUCGGACAUCCUCCGUCAGUCGCCAACAACCUAAGCCAAUUUACUUGAAGGACAUGGAACCUCAGGUCCAGUAUGUGGAAGCCAUGUAUGACUUUUGUCCAGAAAGCUGUGAUGAGCUGGCAUUCAAGAAAAAGGAAGUGAUCAAACUUAUCGACAAGGUGGAUGAGAACUGGUGGAAGGGGGAACUCAAGGGGGUGAUAGGUGUCUUCCCAGCCAAAUAUGUCAAGAUGAAAUAACACCGGGAGGGACAGCGCCACAGUGACAUGCUUCGUGAUCGGCAUCUGCUGCACAAGUGUUCUCUUCAGUGACUUGAGCCAGACGAGAUUGUGAACUUAAAAGUCAUAUUUAAUUCCUACAUAAAGGUAUUCUCAUUGAGUAUCAUGAUACAGUUAUUUGCAAACUUGUGUUUGUAAUUUAGCUUGUACACCAAGUGCCAACUUCAUUUUAUCAAAACCAAUUUUAUGUGUUGUUUACGUUGUGCAGAUUUGCUUGAAAGCAAUUUUUACGGAUUAUUUGAGCACCCCACCAGUCUUGGAGUAUUUGAGAUAUUUCUUGGACAGUGUUAUGUUAGUGUAUGGGAUAAGUGUGAAUGUAGUACAAGCUGUAUCUAACUAGAGCAAUAAUUAUUUCCUGGGUGCUCUCAGGCUUCUGUGUCCUGGUGGAUGUGUUGAGCUUUGUACUAACAGUGAACAGGACACUUGAAAAUGAUGCAUGAUAGAUUUGCGUGAUUUUUUAUGUUUUGUAUUACUAAAUCUGCUCAUUUGUCUUUAGUUAGUUUUGAGGUCUGAUAUUGAUCUGAUAGAAAGAACCUGAACGUGUUUGGUGGUUUUCAGUGUAAAAGUCAUCUGACUAGAGGUUUCAAAUGUAAUUUGGACGUAUCAAAUCAAUAACAUACCUCAAAAUUCUGAGCAAACAUAGCAGGUUUAUAUAGUCUACCAUGACAAAAUAAAAUGAAAAGUGAACGUCAGUGGUAAUGUGGUACUUGGCUAAGUCUGUUGUGAGUAGUUUAAAAAUGAUGUUCUCACUUAUAGUCAAUUGCCUUUGAGCAAAGUAUGCUGUGUACUUGAUUUAUAGAUUUCCAAUGAUAUACAUUACUCACAAUGUUAAACUAACACAAUGUAGAAGAGCAAUUGUGAGAAAAAAUAGAAGGCCACCCCUCAAAACAAAUGAAGCGGAUAUGGCAUUACUUGCAGGGUUUAUUUCUAUACAUACAUAACCAUAGAAACGACACUUCAACAAUGUGAUGUUGUGAAUGUGACCUUGCAGUCAAUGAUAGAGAAGAGUCAAAUUUCAAGCAAUCUGUGUCCCUGAAGUUUAUGAUAUACUCACAUAUUCGUUCAUUAUUUGGUGUCAGUUCAGUAUGGAUUGACACACAGGUUGAAUGUUCGAGGAACCUCACUGUGACUGUUUGUACCCUACAUUUGCUACUAUCAUCAGUAUUUGAAACUGCCUGCAAAUAAGGAAGGAGAAAUAAUGAUUUCUCUAAUGAUUUGCUAUUACAAUGAUGCAGUUGUGAAUGUUUUGAAAUAGAGGUGUGUUAUUGAGAUUUGAAACUUCUGAUUUGCCAGCAGGUUCUACUAAGUCAUGGAAGAAUAUAUGUGUUGACAGCAGCAUCAGUGGUCAUGAGAAUUGUUCCUUGAACAGUGAUUCACGUACAGCACAUGUGUAAUUAUGUGACACUGCUAGGAUGGGUUUGUACCAAAAUUUUACACGCUUGAUGCUCCAACAUUCUCUCACAGUUUGCCAUAAUUGAUAGUUCCCUGUAGAAUAUGAAUAAGAAUUUCUGCAAUGCAACAUUUUGAAUAAUUUAAGAGCUAUCUUUUUUAAAUUUUUGAAAGGAAAGACUUUUCAGGUGUUGAACACUUUACCUCAAAUUGAUUCACUGUUGAAUAAUUGUCCUAUCUUGAUAAUCCUUAUGAUUGAUAAGCCUGUUAUCGUCAACCUAAAUAUUAUCAUUAUUAUUACAAUGCAAAAUAUUUUACAUACUUUGAUUUGCCAUGUCUUCAUAUCUGUAAAUAUUGUACAUUGUAAAAAGAAAAAUGACAUUUCUGAACUUGCACAAUAUAUCUCCUUACUAUGGCUGCAUUCGACAGGGAGUACUUUUUCAGCCAAACUGUAUAUUUGUGUUGAUGGAAGUAUGAUUAUGAGGGCUGUUUCAGUGAAAGCAGCUGGAACCAUGGUAACCUGUAAUAAGGUGGCUGGAUAGUUUAAACUUGUUGCCACGGUGACUAUUGUUUGAGAGCUACUGUAACUAUGGUAACUGUUUGACAAUUGUCUGCAUUAGUUAUAUUCACAUUUGCUGCAGUUUGUAGUUAGAUAUAUAGAAAAUAUUCCACCUUUUACAUGCUGUAGACAAACCAUGGGUAAUCCCUCCCAAGCAUUUUGACUCGAGUCAGAAAAAUGCAGUAAAUGUUUGUAAUGGUUUAUGGUGAGGCUUUUUAUCAGCAUUAUUGUGUUAUGUGAAGAUAUUGCCCUGAUUUAUGCAACGAAUAUGCCUGAUUUACUUUGCUUUGAGAGUUUUUGCAUUUACUAGUGUAGCGAUAAUUCUUUUCAUAGUAAGGAGCAUAGCCACUGCAGGGUUCGCAUAGGCUUGAAAAGGUCUCGUUUUGAGGCCCAUCUUGAAAAAUCCUGGAAUAUAACUUCUGCCUUAAAUAUGCCUUAAAAAUGCCUUUAAAAUGAACAGUGUGCCUUGAAAAGGCCUUGACAUUUUCUUACCAAUGCCCAUUAUAAAAGAAUUGCUUAGUACUCAUAAAUAUGUUUUUUAUAUUUUUUGAAAAAAAUGUAUAAAAUAAACAUUUGAAGAAAGCAAUUAGUAGGGAUCUCUUUACUGUUGGAAACCAUAGUUAUCUCCCUUCCAAUGAUCGUCUGCUUCUCUUAAGAGUCCAAUAUAUAAUUUGGAUUUCCUUGCAUUUGUUGGAGGGACCCUUGAAAAGAUACUGGUAUUUAAUUUUGUGACAAAUUCACAGCGAACCCUGUACUGCAAUGAUGCAGAUUUUGUUUUUAGUUCAAUUGGUCAUUGACUAGGGAAGCUCAUUGUGCAUGGUUGUUACCUGUCCUGUAGAAUUCAACUAUUUUUAUCAAAAUGUUUUAAAUUUGUGACUUGAGUUUUAGAAUUGAACUUUAUUUUGGAAUUGAAUUUGGGUCAUUUGAUAUUUGAAAUGCUCUCUAGGCAUGAAUUUCUUAUAAUAACAUUACACAUUUAGCACGUUAAUAUACUUAGAUCAUGGGUCAAGGUCAUUCUCAAGGUCAUGUUUUUAAACAAAUGUUUAAGAUGCAUUGACUGUGGCUAAAUAAACUUGAUGCAUGUCAUCCUGGCAAUCUAGGCUUGAAACUGGUAAAUGUUUUUGAGUGACCUUGCAUGAUGUAAAAGUCACUGUGAAGGUCAUCUAUUAAGUAUGUGACCUUGAUAUUUAUAGUGGAACCUGCACAAGUGUUUGCAUCAGUAAAGAAAUUGUAGCUUUGUCGAUUUUGGACUGCAAUGCAGACUCUUCAAUAGGUUUAAUACAUUUUUUGUUAAAAAUGAAGGUUUUUGCUCUGUCAUAGCUUUUGCUAAUAGACUGAGUAAAUCUAUAUCACGAAUGUGUGGAGCAUGGAGAGAUUUGUUGAUCUCCUGCAAAAGAUAGGACUUUUUCACACUGUCAUGCAACCACAAGCUUUAAGCAUCUAGAAAAGCUGAACUUUGGUGAUCAAUAUUAACAUUUGCAUGAUGAUAUAGCCAACUGACUGUGGUGUGUAGCCGGUGUCAUAAAAUGAUUACUGUGUUUUCAUAAUGGUUGGCAUGGAUUAUUCUGUCAUUCAGUAUUAUGUAUAAAUAGUUAGCAUAGAUUUUACUGAUUUUCCUUUGGUCAAACCAAUCUGGAUAUAUAUUGAUGCGUCCACCUCCAGUAUGCCCACGCAUACGGACACAGCAUCCUCUUUGUCCAUUGUAGUAAUAUUGCAGGAUCUCAGAUUUGCUGUCUCCCUUUCACUUGUAUAGUGUGCAGACAUAGAUUGUUCUAUGGUGGUUAAUUAUGCCUUAUUAUGUAUAUGGUCCUGUGUUUGAAAUAGAGAGUGUAAGUCAUGGGGUCCUUGUCAUAAACUAAAUGAUGCAAUGUCCAUGUCAUUAAAGUCGUAUCUCGUGUUCCGAUAUAAUAGCUCUCUGUGUUAGGAUUUGUGGUCACCUCUAUUGAAGGUUGAGUGAAUUCAAUCCUGAGUGAACUUUGACCGCCCAACCUGAAUACAGGAAGGGUUGGUCCUUGGGCCAAUCAGAUGUCAGCUUUCUAAAACAAUUAGGCUUAUAUCUUUACCAUCUCGAUUCAGAAAAUUCUAUUGUUAACAAAUGAAAACCCUCACAGAACAUUUCUUCAAUUGUAGUAACUAACAUUUGGCUCUUCUGAUACUACAGGGUGAAUUAUAUGUCAACAACAAUGAUGGCACAACAUUUAUCGUAUGAAUUCGGAACAAGCAGAAUAACUUCAUUUUCAAGAUACAGAAAUGAGAUAUGCAGGUCUGAAUGCUUUGCUAACUCUUUGAGAAGUUUGGAGCCUAGACGCUGAUUAGCUGAUCAGAAAGUUCACUUGGUGCGAUUCCUGGAGAUGUUGUCACAUAUAAAAGUAACUGAUUUUUAGUGAAAUUGAUGGUAUGUCAGGUUCAAAUACUGUAGCAGCAAUCAUGGAGGACCCCAGGACCCUCUUUCCUCUAACACUGUAUAUCUAUCACAGAGCUGAAAUAAUACAGCAUGUUUCUGUAACAGACUCGGACUGAAUUUCAGUAAAUGCCAAAUCCUCUGUAAUUGAUUUCAUAUUGGGUUUGAUCAGAAUAUGUCAUUAACAUGGUAAUUAAGACAUGUAACAUGAUAAUUAAGACAUGGUGACAUGGUAAUUAAGACAUGUAACAUGAUAAUUAAGACAUGGUGACAUGAUAAUUAAGGCAUGGUGACAUGAUAUUUAAGACAUGGUGACAUGGUAAUUAAGACAAGGUGACAUAAUUAAGACAUUGUGACAUGGUAAUUAAGACAUUGUGACAUGGUAAUUAAGACAUGGUGACAUGGUAAUUAAGACAUGUAACAUGAUAAUUAAGGCCUGGUGACAUGAUAAUUAAGGCAUGGUGACAUGAUAUUUAAGACAUGGUGACAUGGUAAUUAAGACAAGGUGACAUAAUUAAGACAUUGUGACAUGGUAAUUAAGACAUUGUGACAUGGUAAUUAAGGCAUGAUUACAUGAUAAUUAAGACAAUGACUUGCAUGUGCAGCCAUUUUGUGUAUAGUGUGCAAAUCAGUACUCUUCCAUUAUUUGAAGUUUGUGAGGUGUUGGUGACUGCUGUGAAUGGAGCCCGAUAUCAAGCCUGGGGCAAAUCAAAGUACCUGUGUGAUCCAUGGUGGCCAACAAUGUGAUCAGUUCAAGACGUGUAUGUACAUAAUAACUAUAAGGGAGCAUUCCAAAAGUUGGAUGUUGGAUAAAAUCUUAAUUCUUCUUUCUCAAAUUUUGCUCUGAAAUAAAGCCCAUCUCCCUCACAGGGAGAAAAAGCAGUAUCCGAAAAAGCAGUCAAGUUGACAACUUCCAAAUCUCUUAAGUAAUAAUGAUGGAGGAUUUGUAUGACAAAAGAGCCUCUUUUGGAUGUUGACAUUUUCACUGGAGGUUCUUUAGGGUUUGGUAUCCAACACUGAACUUUUAAACUGCUCACUUAUGAGAAUAAUGUUGAAAUAUUUGUACUUUCGUUAUUCUUCAAUGAACCUGUCAGUGCAAUGAGUGUCCAAACAUGUACUCAUUGAAAUAUGGAAUCAUUUGGUGACCUUUUGCAAUAAUAAGUUUCCUCUGGACAUAGGUGUAUGGCAUCCUGUGAUUUAAAAGAAGGAAAUGUAUUGGCGUUCAGGUUUGAAAUGGAGAAAGUUUAGUUACAGUGAUUAUCAAUGUGGAUGGUCUUACACCAUCCAGUCUUAACAUGUGACACAUUCGGCCUGUUACUUGACUAAGUAUUGUGUAUGUCUAAGUGCUGGACUGUGCCAGGCAUCUGUUGUUAUAUGUAUAUGGUUAUUGUAUACAUUUUGCUUUGUGUGCUCAUGUUUUCAAUAUGCUGUGCAUUUGAAAUCUGUUUCCUCUUCAUGUGUAGCUGUCUGGAACUCUGUGCAUCCUUGAAUUAGCCCUGGGUGUGUUGACAUCUGAAUUGUCUAUGGCCUGACAUUUAAUUGGGCAGGCAUUAUUUUGUUUCAAAGGUUUCAAAUAUCUUUUUUUUUUAACCUAUAAGUUUUAACAUAUAAAAGGGAACACAGUUUGACCUGGGGUUUAAUGGCAGGCGUGUAUUUCUGAUUUCUGUGCAUUGUUAUGCCUGGUGUAUAUUCAAGGCUGGCGUUUAUUCAUGGCAUCACUUGUUCAAGGAUUUACAGUAAUAUUAAGUCCUUACUGAGUAACUUCCAUCAUUAUCGGUUUAUGCUAUUUCAGUUUCUUGCACUUUCAAUCUUGUAUGAGUGUCGUGCUUCAGUUGUCAAACCAAUAUGGAAUCUUUGGUAAAAGAAGCAUUUUCACUUGGCAUAGGAACAUGUUGGGUUUAGUCAAGAAUUAUUUUUCACAAUAAGUAUGGAAAAUACAAACUCCCUUUUUCUGAAAUUAACAGUGUUUGGAUGAAACUGUAAACAAGAUGUUGACCUUGACACUUCUUAUUAAUAUCCCUUAUACCGGUAAGUGAGGGAUGUUUGUAGGAUAAUUUGCCUCUGUUAGUCCGGAUCACCACCAUCCUGACAAAUUCAGUUUGGAUAAUCAAGUGACAUUAUGAUAAAUGCAUGAUUCAUUUAGUGUAAAACUUAAAAAUCAGGAGGCUUGCACUCUGAAUACUGUCCAGAGUAAGACUUUGUACAAGUUUUGAUCAUAGAGACACUGAAAUAUUCACUGUCAAUGCUUCACAGAUUUGUAUACACUGUUCCUCCAUCAACCAUGAAUACAUACAUCCACUUGUUGCGUAGUCCCUCUUUUUAACCAAGGAACCAGUCUGGUUCCAGCGAGAUGGAAACCUGCGGAUUUUCAGACAAAUCAGAGCGCUGACUACAUCGCACAAACAGCAGUAUUUCUUGUGCAACAUGCACCACACAUGACUUCAAUGUCGGGCUUGGGUUGGGUUUGCACCAAGUUCAUGCAGUCAUACACAUGCACUGUAAAUGGCCUAAUUUCAUUAGCUAGAAAUAGACAUGUCAUUACUACGGCACAAAGCGGCGUACAUAUUCACGGGUGAUGGAGGUGUGUAGAGUAUACAAACCUGUGAAGUAUUGACAAUGUCUCUAAACUUUGAUUGCGUCAAGUCUGAAUGAAACAGGCCUUGUUUCCCGGGCAGUCGUCCGUAUUUGCACCCCUCAGCUUGUGUUUGAUUAUUCCUCGGGUUUUAGGUUGUUACUGCAGGUUUUACACGUUGUUAUGCCUCGAGUACAGAAGCGGUUCUGUAAGCUGCUGAACUGCAUGAUUAUGGCCCGAUUCUGUGGUAUGCCCAAGGAAAAGGCCGUACCUCAGACAUAAUGAAGCCUAAGUUAUAAGUUGAGAGUAUUUUUAUCUUGUGUUUUAUCUCUGAUACGUGUACCAACAAAUGUGAUGACUGCUUAUACUGUUAGUUAGGUCUACUGCAUCCUUGAUUAUACAGUGCAUUAUAUCUCCAUACGCUUUUGAUACAUACCCUGGACCAUUUGUUACGUUGCUUCGUUAUGUGCCCUAUUCAGUUGGCACACCAUUAAAACUAGCUAUCCAAUCAAAUUAUUCUCAUGAGCAAGAGAAAUCCUGUGGAAAUAAGAGUGAUGGAGGUUGUGACAUUACUUCCGACAUGACCAAUAGUGGCGAGAGGGUCCAGGGUUUUUAUCACAGACUUGA